AUGGCAGACAGGAGGCGGAUCAACGGUCCCGUGGGCGGCACCUUGCCCCCAGUUUUUGCUGGUGACGAGACGACGGUCUUGACAGAAAAAGCGACAGCCAGGAGCAGGCCCGUCAACACAGCCCGACCAAUAUUCCUCAAAACUGGCGUCACUCCUUCGGCGUCUGGCUCUGCAUACCUUGAGGUCCAGACAUCAGCAAAGCCUGGAGUCUCCGGUCUCAAACUGAGCUGCACAGUUCAUGGACCAAGAGCACUACCAAGAUCAACGCCCUUCUCGCCGCACAUUAUCCUCACCACUCACGUCAAGUAUGCGCCCUUCGCAACAAAGCAGAGACGGGGCUAUCUGAGAGACUCGACGGAACGUGAUCUGAGUAUCCACCUCGAGACAGCAUUACGGGGAGCUAUCAUCGCAGACCGCUGGCCUAAGAGCGGUGUCGACAUCAUCAUCUCAGUAAUCGAAGGGGAUCAGGACCGGAGUCUCAGCCUUGGCAACCACGACGAGGCUUGGGACACGAUGAAUGUCCUGGCGGGAUGCAUAACGGUAGCAUCAGCCGCUCUGGCUGACGCCGGCAUCGACUGUGUCGAUACGGUCGCAGGAGGCGUGGCAGCUCUGGUGAGCGGCGGCGAGAGCAGUGACUCAAAGCCGGAGAUAGUGGUCGAUCCUCUGGCCUCCCAGCAUGACAACGUCCUUGCAGCUUGUUGUGUUGCGUAUUUACCAGAACGGGAUGAGAUCACAAACCUGUGGUUCAAGGGAGACUUGCCUGCAACAGACGCCACACUGUACACGGGAAUGGUUGAGAAGGGCGUCCUGGCCUCUCAAAGUGCUAACCGUGUGCUGGUUGGUUGUUUGAAAGAUGCUGCAGCUCAAAAUAGCUGA
Messenger RNA from Diaporthe amygdali, 876 nucleotides. RefSeq lists its product as uncharacterized. Gene Ontology annotation, cellular component: nucleolus; cytoplasmic exosome (RNase complex); nuclear exosome (RNase complex). The transcript has 2 exons. The record is from RefSeq and is a predicted model, not a curated record. The coding region runs from base 1 to 876 and encodes 291 amino acids. Gene Ontology annotation, biological process: rRNA catabolic process; nuclear mRNA surveillance; poly(A)-dependent snoRNA 3'-end processing. NCBI's taxonomy places the organism in Eukaryota, Fungi, Ascomycota, Sordariomycetes, Diaporthales, Diaporthaceae.